ACUCCCAAGGGACACCAUGAAAAACUCUUCACGUGAAAGAUCUGAGCUUCUGACAUAUAACAUAUUUUUUCUAUCCAUUCACAUUCACUGUGCACCACGUACGUAACUGUAAUUUCAAAACCAAGGUAUCAACUGUCAAAUACUCGAGGAAAACAACGACGUUUUGAUCUCUUCUUGAGUUUCGCGCGAUAUUCCAUACUAGUAGUACUCUCUCUUUCUCUGCCACUUCUUUUCCAGAUUUUCUCUCUCUUUUUGUCCCCAAUUCACGAUCCCUUACGUUCUAAUCUGGGUUCUAUUCUAUAUCCCCCUUCUCUCUCUCCUCUUUCUCUCCCAUGGAGACACUGCAAACAUUUCGUGUAGUUUCUUGCAAAUCGGCUCUGAUUCGAACAGAGACUUCCCCAAAUUUGGGUGUGAUCAGAACAGAAAAUAUCGUUUCUGUGUGGACACAAAACAGAAGAAAUCAAACUCGCUCUCUGUCACUCAGAAGAUCAGUUAAAGAUAGGAACAAUGGUGGGAUUCAGACUUCUUCUCAAGAUGGGCCUUCAACUUUGAAAGAAAAUGAUAAGAAGAAAGGCCUCAUGUUGGGCACAGAGAGAGAUGUCACUGGUUCUGUUGUUGGGUUUCACUUGAUUCCUCAAUCUGGUCACACUAGUGUCAUUGACACUAAUGGUGCCCUAGCUGCUGAUAGAGAAGAAGUGACUGAGGAUGUUGGAAGCGAUGAGGAAAUCCCUACCAGAGUAACACAUAAUAUUGUAUUUGUUACUGCUGAAGCAGCACCAUAUUCCAAGACAGGAGGCUUAGGAGAUGUUUGUGGUUCUUUGCCUAUAGCACUGGCUGCCCGUGGACAUCGUGUCAUGGUUGUUUCUCCUAGAUAUUUGCAUGGUGGUCCUUCAGAUAAAAAUUAUGCCGGUGCAUCGGAUCUUGAGUGUUGCAUCAAGAUAUUUUGCUUUGAAGGAGAACAGGAGGUUUCUUUCUACCAUGAGUAUAGGGCAGGUGUUGAUUGGGUAUUUGUGGAUCAUCCUUCAUACCAAAGACCUGGAAAUCCAUAUGGUGAUAUUUUUGGUGCGUUCGGUGAUAAUCAGUUUCGGUUCACUUUACUUUGUCACGCAGCGUGUGAAGCACCCUUGGUGCUUCCAUUAGGAGGGUUCACUUAUGGAGAGAAGUGUUUGUUCCUAGUUAAUGAUUGGCAUGCAGGCCUUGUGCCAGUACUUUUGGCAUCCAAGUAUCGUCCAUAUGGAGUUUAUAAGGAUGCUCGAAGUAUCCUUGUAAUACAUAACCUUGCACAUCAGGGAGUGGAGCCAGCUGUGACUUACAAAAAUUUGGGACUGCCUCUUGAGUGGUAUGGAGCGGUGGAAUGGGUAUUUCCCACGUGGGCCAGGACUCAUGCCCUUGACACUGGUGAAGCAGUCAAUGUUUUGAAAGGUGCGAUUGUGACAGCUGAUCGAAUACUGACAGUUAGUAAGGGUUAUUCUUGGGAAAUAACAACCGUUGAAGGUGGAUAUGGUCUGAAUGAGCUAUUGAGUAGUCGAAAGAGCGUGAUCAAUGGGAUCACAAAUGGCAUUGAUGUUACUGAGUGGGACCCAUCUACGGAUGAGCAUAUUGUUUCCCAUUACUCCACUCAUGACCUCUCUGGAAAGGUUCAGUGCAAGACCGAUUUGCAAAAGGAAUUGGGUCUUCCCGUUAGGCCUGAUUGUCCAAUGAUUGGAUUUAUUGGGAGACUGGACUACCAGAAAGGUAUUGAUGUAAUUAUGUUGGCCAUUCCAGAUCUUAUGCAAGAUGAUGUCCAAUUUGUUAUGCUUGGGUCCGGGGACAAGCAAUGUGAAGACUGGAUGAGAGCAUCCGAGUCAUUUUAUAAAGACAAGUUCCGUGGUUGGGUUGGAUUUAAUGUGCCUAUAUCUCAUAAAAUAACAGCAGGCUGUGACAUAUUAUUGAUGCCUUCAAGAUUUGAACCUUGUGGUCUAAACCAGUUGUAUGCAAUGAGAUAUGGAACUGUUCCAGUAGUUCACAGCACUGGAGGACUUAGAGAUACAGUGGAGGUUUUUAAUCCAUAUGCUCAAGAAGGCUGUGGUGAAGGUACCGGGUGGACAUUUUCUCCUCUAGCAAGAGAAAGUAUGUUGGCGGCACUAAGAACUGCUGUUAAGACGUACAGAGAACAUAAAUCUUCCUGGGAGGGUUUGAUGAAGAGAGGAAUGGAGCGGGAGUACACAUGGGACGGUGCUGCAGUUCAAUACGAGCAAGUGUUUGAAUGGGCCUUCAUCGAUCAUCCUUAUGUUGGCUGAGGUGAUUAAAUAGAAGAAAAGGAGAGAGAGAGAGAGGAGAAAAAUAUCCACAUAUUUUCUAGUAUUUAGUUGUUUUCACCAUAGAUGACAUGUUCGCAGUCAUAUUAGAUGUGUGUGCUAUUACUCACAGAAAUGGUUUUGUUCAGAGUUGAGGUAGCAGUUUCCGCCUUUAUUUUGGUCAUUCUGUUUGCUGAGUAUAACUUCUGUAAUUGCACCUUAUUGAUCAAUCAUCUAUAGGAAUCGAAAAGGCUAAGUCCAGUCUUAUAUUGGGUUUUAUAUACAACAUUUUUAAUAAAAUGGUUUGCAAUAGCUGGCUGGUUUAUGUUUCA
Messenger RNA from Cornus florida, 2608 nucleotides. Its product is annotated as soluble starch synthase 1, chloroplastic/amyloplastic. Gene Ontology annotation, cellular component: chloroplast. The coding region runs from base 333 to 2279 and encodes 648 amino acids. Gene Ontology annotation, molecular function: alpha-1,4-glucan glucosyltransferase (UDP-glucose donor) activity. The record is from RefSeq and is a predicted model, not a curated record. NCBI's taxonomy places the organism in Eukaryota, Viridiplantae, Streptophyta, Magnoliopsida, Cornales, Cornaceae. The transcript is spliced from 15 exons.